Molecule: messenger RNA, 2573 nt
Organism: Micropterus dolomieu (smallmouth bass)
Lineage: Eukaryota; Metazoa; Chordata; Actinopteri; Centrarchiformes; Centrarchidae
Product: cytochrome P450 3A27-like
Exons: 13
Coding region: 21-1634 (537 amino acids)
Molecular function (GO): iron ion binding; heme binding; steroid hydroxylase activity
Source: RefSeq, a predicted model, not a curated record
UGUUCAAGCAAGAGAGAGCUAUGGGCUAUCUUCCCUUCCUCUCUUCAGAAACAUGGAUUCUACUGUUCACAUUUAUCUGCAUAUUUGUUACGUAUGGCUACUGGACUUUCGGAACAUUUGAGAAGUUGGGGAUCCCUGGUCCCAAGCCUUUGAUGUACUUCGGCACAAUUGGCAGGCACAAUCCUGUUUACUACUUAGCUGACAACGAGUGUGCUCAAAAGUAUGGAAGAGUAUGGGGCAUGUACGAGCUCAGGAGGCCCAUGCUGGCUGUGAUGGACCCUGACAUGUUGAAAACCAUCCUGGUGAAGGAGUGCUUCACCUACUUUACCAACCGGAGGAACAUACGUCUGAAUGGGGACCUCUAUGAUGCAGUGUCUACUGUUGAGGAUGAUCACUGGAGACGGAUUCGUAACAUCCUCUCUCCCUUCUUCACCUCUGGCCAUAUAAAGGAGAUGUUUAGCAUCAUGAAACAUCAUUCACACAAACUGACAGCCAGCCUACAGUCCAAGGUGCACGAUGAUGAAGUUAUUACUAUAAAAGACAUCUUUGGACCCUACAGUAUAGAUGUGAUGGCGAGCUGUGCAUUCAGUGUGGAUAUGGAUACGAUCAACAACCCCUCAAGUCCUCUCAUCACCCACGCUUCAAAGUUGUUUAAGUUCUCCAAAAGUCUUUUCCUUUUCCAGGGGUGUUUUCCCUUCUUUCUUCCUCUGUUGGAACUGCUGGGUGUCUCUUUCUUCCCUAAGACAUCUACUGGUUUCUUUAAAACAGUGGUGGAGAAGAUCCGAGCAGAACGGAAUAAGAGCUCACAACAGAAUUCGGGAGAUGUCCUUCAACAUAUGAUGAACUCUCAGCAAGCCAAUGAACCCAAUAAAGAAAAGCAGAAUAAGGGUAAUUACCCAGUGACAUCACACACAUACAGAAGCACAAACGUACUCUCACAUUUAUUGACACCAAAGGUUUUAGGCCUGCUUUCAUCUCCUUCCCUGUUCAUGGAUCCUCUGCUGAUAGGUCUUACUGAUCACGAGAUCACUUCUCAAGCGACAAUGUUUGUGUUUGCUGGUUAUGAGACGAGUGCCACAACUCUCGUUUUCUUGGCCUACAAUUUGGCAAGAAAUCCUGAAGUCAUGAAACACCUGCAAGAGGAGAUAGAAUCCACGUUUCCUGAUAAGGGUCCAGUCCAAUAUGAAGCUCUGAUGCAGAUGGAGUACCUAGACAGUGUGGUCCAUGAGAGUCUGAGGCUCUACCCUCCGUCUCCACGUCUGGAACGAAUAGCCAAAGAAACUGUCAAGAUCAAUGGAAUCACAAUCCCAAAGGACAUGCUUGUUAUGACCCCCGUCUACGCUCUGCAUCGUGACCCUGAACUAUGGCCAGAUCCAGAGGAGUUCAAACCUGAAAGAUUUAGUAAGCAGAACAGGCAGAGCAUCAACCCAUACACUUACCUGCCAUUUGGGAUUGGGCCAAGGAACUGUUUGGGGAUGCGAUUUGCUCUUGUGAUGAUUAAACUGGCCUUGGUGGAAGUUUUGCAGAACUACAGCUUUUCAGUCUGUGAGGAGACAGAGUUCCCUUUGAAGAUGGACCCUUUAAGCCUUGUUGGACCCCUACAACCAAUCAAACUAAAGCUGGUGACACGUUAAAUCAAGUGCAACAAGGAAGUACUUAGUACUUGAUCCCUCAUAGCUGACCUAUCCUCUAAAUUUGCAAUUUUAGUGACUGAAAUGCUACUUAACAAGUUUUAGAUGUGUAUCAUAAGUUUGUAAUCUGAUCUGAGUCAAAACAGGCAUAGUGAUAAACCACAAUACAAUAAUCCUUUGGUAAUGAUCCAAAUAUGUUAUCUACCAAAUUUGGUGGUGAUCAUAUGAAUAUGUUUUACAAAACUUUAAAAAGAUUGUGUCAUAGUUACAUGUACACAUAGCCAAUAAGCUUUGAUAAAAAUACUGUGAACUGGUGAUACUUGUGGAGGCUAAUGAACAAAGCAUAUGAUGCAUGUUUCUAUUUGUGUGUUUUUAGGUAGUUCUUUAGAGAGUGAUGGUGCAUGAUAAUAAUUACUAACCCACCAAUACCACAGGUCUAGCACAAACUCAUUUCCAUUGUCACACAUACAGUUUUCCUGAUUUGAUGAUUUGACCAGGAAAUUUAGGAGGAAACUGGGGUACUUGUAGUACACCCCCACGAGUAUGUAUAAUGUAUAAUUAUGUAUGUAUAAUUACUGAGCCACACAACACUCCCAAGUUUUGAAAUGAGGAAAAUGAGGGAAAAAAAGACGGUGAAUAAUUAACAGGACACCUUAUCAACGCCUUCACACAUAAUGACCACAAAAAUACAAAAAAACCUGUAUGAUGCAAGGCAAUGCAAUAUCACCAUCUAUGCAUACUAUCAUAACAAUUCAGUUUACUACAACUGAAGUCAGCUAGGUGAUGACUCACUUGAAUGAUGAGUUAAGGGUUAGGCUGUACUUUGUUUUGUUGUAUUGCACUGCAUUACAUCAGGUGUUUCUGAUAUUUUAUUGUCCAUCUAAUCUAUGGAGGAGCAAAUCAACAACUAUAUGGAACUAUUAAAACUUCGUACAAACAGUA